Messenger RNA from Malurus melanocephalus (red-backed fairy wren), 2666 nucleotides. RefSeq names its product ASPSCR1 tether for SLC2A4, UBX domain containing (gene ASPSCR1). Gene Ontology annotation, molecular function: protein binding. The transcript has 16 exons. The coding region runs from base 243 to 1661 and encodes 472 amino acids. The record is from RefSeq and is a predicted model, not a curated record. Lineage: Eukaryota; Metazoa; Chordata; Aves; Passeriformes; Maluridae.
CGGCGGCGGGCGGGGGCGGUGCCGGUGCCGGUGGCGGGGCCGCGGUGUCGGUGCUGGCGCCCAGCGGGCGGCGAGUCACGGUGCGGGUGGGGCCCGGCACGGUGCUGCUGCAGGUCCUGGAGGAGGUGUGCAGGAAGCAGGGCGCCAGCCCCGCCGAGUACGGCCUCAAGUUUCAGAGGAAUGUUUUGGACCUGUCUUUGCAGUGGCGGUUUGCUAGGCUGCCCAAYAAUGCCAAAUUGGAGAUGGUGCCAGUCUCUAACCGGGCAGGAGUUGGAACCAUGGUUCGGAUAGCAUUGCAACUGGAUGAUGGCUCCCGUUUGCAAGACACCUUCCUCUGCCAACAGACCUUGUGGGAACUUCUCAACCAUUUUGCAAAGAUCAGGGAGUUGAUGGAACAGCAUGGUGAAUUGUCUCCAGUCUGUAUUUACAUGCGAGAUGAGAUAUCAGGAAAAGAUGCCCUGGAGAAGACUACACUGAAGUCGCUUGGCCUGAUGGGGGGCAAUGCCAUUGUCAGAGUUGUCAUGAAGAAAUGCAGUGUGUCUGGUGGGGAGGAAGCUGUGAGUGCCAAGGUGCCYUGUAAUGAGCCAACGGUGAGGUCAGGCUGUGUGGGAGAAGCAGUGGAUGUGACCCUACCUCAAGCAAACACAUUCCCAAAGGACCUGGACCACAGGGAUGUGGCCACAUCCUUCAACAGCUGCACACAGAAGCAAGACUCGAUUGAAGAAUCUCAUGCUAGCCUGGAGGAGCCACGGCUUUCCCCAGAGCCUGAGCCUACCCCAUUYGUUCCUUUUUUUGGAGAUGGAGAGCAUAUGGGGCACUCUCCUGUAGCUGUACCAUCUUCAAAACUGCCAACAACUUCUUCCAGUCCUGGAGGCCCUUCUAAGCCAAAGAAGUCUAAGAACAGCCAAGAACUGCAAAAGCAUCAAGAACAGCUUGUAGAACGUGAGCCCCUUGUGUGCCACCUCGACCUACUGGAACAACUUCCUGAUGGGCCGGAGGAGAUUCCUGAUGAGUUUUUUGAAGUCACGGUGGAUGAUGUACGGAAACGAUUGGCACAGCUGCAGAGUGAGAGGAAACGUCUGGAAGAAGCUCCACUGAUGACGAAGUCUUUGAGGAUGUCCCAGCUGAAGGAGAAGUUGGAGCGUUACCCAAAGGUGGUGUUGAGAGUUUAUUUUCCAGACCGUCAUGUUCUGCAGGGGUUCUUCCAUCCCAGUGAAACUGUUGGCAUUUUGAGAGACUUUGUAAGAAGCCACCUUGCUGAUGCAGAGUUGCCAUUUUACUUGUUUGUUGCACCUCCCAGAACCGUCUUGAACGAUGAAAAUCUGACACUGUUUGAGGCUAAACUUUUUCCAACUGCUGUCAUUCAUUUUGGAUCUGAGGAAUGCAGGGCUUGUUACCUGAAAUCAGACCUGCUGAGAUCUGCAGUUUCUCCUUCUGCAGCUGAUUUAUUAGUAGCCAGAUAUUUGUCUAGAUCAUUAGUUCCUUCUGCUUCAUCAACUAUAGCAUCAGUGGCUCCAUCCCUAUCUGAACCAGAAGUAACAAGUGACAAAAAGACCAUUGAGCAGCCAGAAGCAGCCAGCAUGGAGGGAACUCCACGAGUGUUAAGAAGGACCCCGGGGAAAAUACCCAAAUGGCUGAAGCUUCCAGGUGGAAAGAGAUGAAGCAUGGCUGCUGGACGACUGAACUAUCAGCUAUGUCCUUUUCUCCAUGAACUUACUAAGAACCUGUACAAUGUUUUGGUGGCCCUGAGAGAUCUAAUCUGUAUGAACAUUAGUUAUAAAAAGAGAAUUGCUAUUUCAGAUACCAGUUGCACCUGGUGGAGGAGUGGAAGGACUGUUUUUGGUCUUUCUGACUACAGAAACAAGGUUAGAGGUUAAAUUUAAGGUUUCUUGCAUGCAAAUAAUAAAAAUAGAGAAUUAAGGGGGUAAUGAUAAUAAUUAGAUAUUAUUCCUAUAUAUCUUUCUGCAAAGGACUUAGUUACUACCCAUAUUUUGAAAUUCAAAUCCUUCCAGUUCCACCUUCAGAAGAUGACUUGAGCCUAGCUGCCUGUGUUACAGCACUAAGAUACAGUCUGGUUCAGCUUUACCUCAGAUAGUUAUGUSUAGAACACGACUUCUCUCUGCUUCUUACUGAUUUGGGUUCGUGCUGCUGAUAAUUCUGGACAUAGAUGGCUGGAAAAUGAAUGGAGAGGAAGCACUUAAGUUGCUUAAACCAGUUCAGAUCAGCCUUUCCURUGAAGCUCUUGGGCUGCUGCACUUGUACUGUGUUCAGUUGCCAGAAUCUUGUUAACAAGGAACACAGGUGUGUCUGUUCAUGGAAUGCCUGUUGAGUUUGUUUCUGCCCUAAGCUCUAAUUUUAUUUUCACUGUGUGUAAUUACCAUCAGUAAUUAGUUACAGCAAAGGCUCGAUCUGUAUCUGUAUCUCCUGCAGAUGUUGUGGGGGGAUGAAUUUUGAUUAGAAUUGCCCUUAUGCUGGAGUUUAACUCUGUAGUGCCACGGCAGUUGUGGUGCUGAGUUUUAUUUGAAGUCUCCAUGAAUCAGUGAUCGAUGGAAAGCUGGGAUUCCAUGGUACAGGAUUACCAUGUUUUCCAUUUAACUUGUUUCCUCCCUGCCUUAUGUGUGCAUCUGCACCAUUUGUAGAUGUAAUAAAGCAGAGUGGCCAUGAGA